CGCGCGGCGACUUUAGUUUCUUUUUACGCGGGCGGGGUGUGUUUCUCAUCUCCUGUUGCUGGUGUUGCUACGUUGGCUCCGAAGGAGAGGCGGAGACGAGGAAACGGAAUCGCGGCGAAUAAACGAAAUACGAAUAAGCUCGCCCUUUCGUAGCGAGGCGAGAUGCGGUCUGCGCUUCGCUAGUCUUCUUCGACCGUAGUCUUUUACACUCCCGUUGUCGAACGUCCGCUCAUCUAAGCAAGGAGUAGACCGAACCCACUGAAGAAAUCAGGUGCAUAAGACGGCAGCGAUGACGCUGCUGCUGCUCCCUCCGCCCUCACCUGCUGCUGCCUCGAUGCGAUUCUCGAAAAUCUGCAACACCAGGUGCUUGGGGUCGAUCGUCGCGCUUUUCGUCCUCUGCCUGAUCGCCGAUAACCUGGUGAAACCCGCCGAGGCUGUGGUCUGUCAGGAUUUGAAGAAAUGCAAUUGUACGGGGAUAAAAGGAGAUCCCGGCGUCCCAGGGAUUCACGGGCUCCAGGGCCCCGAAGGACCUCCGGGGGACGAAGGACCGCUGGGUGAUAUCGGACCACGUGGAGAGAAGGGAGCCGGUGGAGAAGAAGGAGGUACCGGUGAAAAGGGAUACCGGGGUGACGACGGAAUCCCCGGAUUCGCAGGGUCUCCAGGAAUAUCGGGACGACCCGGUGCUCCAGGUGUGAGAGGUCCAGACGGGCUCGACGGAUGCAACGGAACCGAUGGAAGAGCCGGAUCUCCGGGAAUGCCGGGUACGAGGGGCGGUCGAGGUCCCGUAGGUCUCGACGGCGAGCAAGGAUUCCCCGGAGAACCCGGCGAGGGUGGGAUAAAUUCCCUCGGUACGAAGGGAUCCCAAGGUGACGCUGGAAUCGACGGACUUCCGGGUUCCCCGGGAUUCAAGGGAAUUAGGGGCCCUCCAGGAUAUCCAGGAGGAACAGGCGACAGCGGAUAUCCGGGAUCCUAUGGGCUUCCGGGAUUCCAGGGUGAGCCCGGAGAGUCCACGUACGGGAUCAAGGGUCCCCCGGGAGAGCGGGGGGAUGUUGGAGAACCCGGUCAACCGGGAGAGAACCCGCGUUUACGUAAACCGUAUCCGGGCACUUUGGCGAAAGGUAAACGGGGACCUUGGGGACCCCCUGGAGAUUACGGAGAACGCGGUCGCAAAGGAGAGAUGGGUUCGCGUGGUGCUACGGGUCGUCCUGGAUUCGCAGGAAUAAAAGGAUGGAAAGGCGAUCGAGGUGUCGAGGGACCCAGAGGAAAACAGGGAGUCAUAGGACCGGCGGGGCCUGUUGGCGAAAAAGGAGACAAGGGUGCCCCCGGAUACGAGGGUACACCCGGAGUUGAUGGAUUCAAAGGUGCACGAGGAGAGCCCGGAAACCUCGGUUAUCCGGGACGACAAGGAGCGGCUGGACCGCCCGGUCUCUACAUCCCGGAACUCGACGAAAUCAUUCAAGGAAGUAUCGGAAUUCAAGGAGAAGUCGGUCCCGUUGGCGCGCAAGGAUCCCCAGGGAUUCCUGGUCGCCCUGGAUACGUCGGUUACAUCGGGCCUCCAGGUCCACCGGGUCCACCGGGAGCACCUGGCGUUCCCGGUCCCAAGGGUUCAUCGGUUAAAGGAGAACAGGGCGAUGACGGAGCAACCGGUGCAAGAGGUCUUCAAGGACCGAACGGAUUGCCAGGACCCCAGGGAGAAAUGGGACCGAAGGGUUUCCCAGGUUUGACGAUCGUUGGCCCUCCUGGACUAGACGGAGCGCCGGGUCAAGACGGUUAUUUCGGGCUACCGGGAGAACGCGGAGAACCUGGAUUUCAGGGAGAGAAAGGAUUCCCCGGCAGAGGUGUCCCCAUAAGAGGUCCACCGGGAGAACAAGGACUCCCCGGUGCUCCCGGUCGCGCUGGUCCAGACGGACGACCCGGAGUUCCGGGUAGGCCGGGAGCGAAAGGACAUCGAGGAGACGACUGCGGCUACUGUACGCCAGGACUCGACGGUCAGAAGGGAGAGCGAGGAGACGACGGUGUGAGCGGGUAUCCGGGACCAACGGGAUUCGUCGGCAGACCUGGUCCCAGAGGUUUCAAGGGAGCUAAGGGACGAGAUGGUCCCAUCGGACCGAAAGGGUUGCGCGGUACCGAAGGGCGGUCCGGAAUCGCCGGUGUCCAGGGUCCCAAAGGAGAAGCCGGCAGCGUAGUCUGGCCACCGAUGAGCGAUUUGAUAGUGGAGGACGGAGACAAGGGAUUGAAAGGAUUCCCCGGAGACGAGGGCCCACGCGGGCAGGUUGGCUACGUCGGUGCUCCAGGUGACAACGGACCGGACGGACUGAAAGGCGCGAAGGGUGAUUACGGUAUACCUGGAUUUGCUGGACGCGACGGUCUGAACGGAUGGAACGGAGGGCCGGGAGAACGAGGAGACGACGCGGAAUUCACGAAAGAAGAACUGAUCGGGGAUGCGGGAAUUCCAGGCAGUCCUGGCUUCCCUGGAGAUGUGGGAGACACGGGGGCUAAAGGAGAGCCGGGAGAGUCCGCUGAGUACAACAUCAACUUGAAAGGGGAGCCCGGCUUCAAGGGAGAGCGUGGAGACGUUGGUGCGCCGGGAUUCAAGGGCUUCAGAGGAAUUACCGGGGACGAAGGAUACCGCGGGUUACCCGGAGCGCAAGGACUGCCUGGUAUUUCCCUACAGGGUGCACCGGGUAUGAAGGGAUAUCCGGGUAUGCCCGGUGACCAAGGACGAAGAGGACAACCUGGAGCACCCGGACGUCCGGGACCCACCGGUUUCCCCGGUCCCAGAGCGCAAAAGGGAGAUCGCGGAGAACCCGGUUCGGUGUUCGACUACAUCGGGGACAUAGGAGAAAGGGGUCCACCGGGGCAAAAAGGAGAUUGGGGAGAGCCUGGUUUGGAGGGUCGACCUGGAAGAUCUGGCGAUGCGGGACUCAAGGGAUACAAGGGAGAAAAGGGUGCCCCUGGAUGGGAGGGACGUCAAGGACUUCGGGGAUCGAAAGGUCAAACCGGUGACAGAAUUCAAGGAUAUCGCGGUGAGCCCGGAGCACCUGGUCUCUCCGGAUACAGAGGAUGGUUCGGAAAUAAAGGAGUCCCAGGACCCAACGGAUUAUCUGGCUUCGAGGGGAUGAAGGGGCUUAAGGGAGAGAUCGGGUUCCCUGGUUCCUACGGAGAGGACGGUGAUGCGGGACCUCCAGGUUUCACGGGUAGGCCCGGAAUCAAAGGGGCGGUUGGUUUCCCCGGCGAAGAUGGAGACGCAGGAGAUUUCGGCAGACCGGGACAGCCCGGAGCGCACGGACGACCCGGAAUGCCAGGAUUAUCGGGACUGAAGGGAGAACGAGGAGACGUCGGUGUCGCAGGAUCGCAGGGACCUCGGGGUCCCGACGGUCCGAAAGGAACUUGGGGAGAACUCGGACAACCGGGACUCGACGGAGAACCGGGAGAACCAUCCUUCAGCGGACCCCAGGGAGACAUGGGAGAAAACGCCCCUCAGGGAGCGAUCGGGCCCCCGGGACUCCUUGGAGUCGAUGGACGUCCAGGACUUCCCGGAGAACCCGGAGUUCCGUUCAAUGGAUUCAACGGUAUGGACGGACCGGACGGUGAACCUGGUUGGGACGGUCGACCUGGAGUAGAUGGAAUCAAGGGUGACAUGGGAGAUAUGGGCCCAGAUGGUUUCAAGGGACGGAGAGGUGACACGGGCAUUGACGGCAGAACAGGAAUUCCUGGAACCUACGGUCUGCCUGGAUUGAAAGGAAAGAGAGGCUUGACCGGACUUGCCGGUCCGACCGGACGAAAAGGACAGCGAGGUCCCAUGGGAGAACCGGGAGAGAUCGGUCGCCCGGGCCUGCCCGGAGAUCGGGGUCCAAGAGGGUUGGAAGGAUAUCCCGGACCGAGAGGGGAGAAGGGUAUAACGGGAGAGCCUGGGUUUGCUUCGUUCGUCGUAGCUGACGUCGGUGACGCCGGAAACCCGGGAAUGAACGGAGCACACGGUCGUAAAGGAGAACGGGGAGAUCAAGGAUUAUACGGAGCACCGGGACACAAAGGAAAGCAGGGAGACGUCGGACCGCAAGGAUUGGAAGGUUUCGAAGGAUUCCAAGGACUCAAGGGAAUCUCGGGAGAGCAAGGACCUCCGGGACCGAGGGGUCUACCUGGGCAGUCGCCUGAACGCGGUGACGAAGGGAGAUCAGGGGUCCACGGCAGAGCAGGUCGUCCAGGUCGUCUUGGGCAGAAAGGAGCCCCCGGAGAAUACGGGCGGAAUGGAUUGGACGGACCCGAUGGACUACCGGGACCUACGAUAAUAGGACUCAAGGGAGAGCAAGGAGACCAAGGAUUCUCUGGACGACAGGGCGCUGUAGGAGUCGUUGGUAAACCUGGAUUUGACGGUUUCGUCGGAGAAAAAGGAUUGAAAGGUUUCCGGGGCGAACCCGGAUUCUCCAUAACGAGUCCCAAAGGUCAAGUAGGAGAACGAGGUUUUACUGGAGUGAACGGUCGACCGGGUCUCAAGGGCGACAGAGGAGAACCCGGCCGAUUUGGAUUGGAAGGACUCCGGGGAAUCAAGGGAGAGCGUGGAGAUCAAGGAGAAGAAGGAUUUUCCGGGCCUCCGGGAAGACCGGGUCGACAGGGAGAAAAGGGAGACCGUGGACGUUACUUGUUUGGUCAACGCGUCUGGCCCGGAGCUCGAGGUGAACCAGGAGCGCCAGGAUUACCAGGAUUGACCGGGAUACGUGGACCGAUAGGAGAACCUGGGGAAUUCGGCCGUCCAGGGCCCCCCGGAGAACAAGGUGAUCGAGGUCUCCCCGGUAUCACAGGGAUCAGAGGACAACAAGGACCCGUUGGAAACCAAGGACGCCCUGGUCCAGAUGGUCAGCCGGGAUAUCCUGGUCGUCCGGGAGAACGCGGUGACGCAGCACCCGCACCUCCAGGUCCUAGGAGCAGAGGAUUCUACUUCACACGGCAUUCUCAAUCAGAGCUGAUCCCGGUAUGUCCCAAAGAUACCGUGAAGCUGUGGGACGGAUACUCGCUACUCCACAUAAUGAGCAACGGGAACCCCCACGUACAGGAUCUGGGUGCUGCUGGAAGCUGCAUGAAAAAGUUCUCGACUCAACCGUACCUUUUCUGUAACUUGAACAACGUUUGCGACUACGCGACUCGUAACGACUACAGUUACUGGUUGAGUACAACGGAAAAUAUGCCGAUGACGAUGACACCGAUCCCAGCCCCGGAUGUCGGCAGAUACAUAUCUAGGUGCUCGGUGUGCGAGGCACCAACGAGAAUGAUCGCAGUUCACAGUCAGUCGAUGUCGAUUCCAAGUUGUCCGGGUGGAUGGGAAGAGUUGUGGAUCGGUUACAGUUUCCUCAUGCACACCGACGCUGGUGCAGCAGGUGGUGGUCAAUCUUUGGUAUCGCCCGGAUCAUGUCUGGAAGAUUUCCGUUCUCGACCAUUCAUUGAAUGCCACAGCAUAGGUAGAUGCAACUAUUUCACGACCGCAUACUCCUACUGGUUAGCGACGAUCGAGCAGCGUGAAAUGUUCAGAAAACCGAAACCUGAGACGCUGAAACAAGAUGUAACAUCACGCAUAAGCAGAUGUGCAGUUUGCUUACGCAGAGAAGUCCACGAAGAGUCAAGACCUACCAGAUUACCAAAUUACAGGGCUAGAGUACCUCCUGCGGUAGACCGUAGUAACAAUGGUUUUUCGGUAGUACCGGUCAAUCCGCAAGCUUUCAGGCAAAAAGACGCCCAUGUAAAAACAAGAGGUGGGUUCGCCAGGUCACGCGGAGGUCAAACAAGGGGCGGUCGUCGUAGGCCCUACCAUUUCAAUCAGCACAGAGGGGCACGCAAAUUCCGUCGCCAGCCACAGGCAAAAUAGAAAACCAUCGAAAUUAAAAGAGUAACUAAAUAGAUUAAAUGGAUAAAAAUUGAAUAACAAAAAAAAAAUAAUUAAAAUAAACGAACAAACAUUGUAUAUGAAAGAAAUACUUGUAAGAAAGAAAUAUUAAUAAACAAUAAAACACGACGUAAGCUUUGAGUAUGUAAAAUAAUAGUUAUUAAAAGUAAAAAAAAAAAAAAAAAAAUUCCGUUGAUCGAUAAAUUUAAAUUCUAUAUAAUAUAUAUUUUCAUUUUCUGUUCUGAAUAACUAUAGUCGUCGAUCUACUGAUGAAGUGGAGUGGCGAUCGAUUCAACACGUACUAAAACACUUAUUCACUCACUUAUUCACUUGACUCUUCAGUGUUGUACGAUAAAUGGGUAACAACGUGACGAUAUUGUGCCAUAAAUGGUGUUGUAGACUCUGCAACAAAUACUAUACCUGUAAUAACGACUGCCAAAUAUAUAUUCAAGUUUCAAGUGCCUGCGAAAUGUCGAUUACUAAAUUAAUAUGUAAUAUGAUAUAAUGUAAUAUGAUAAUAUAAUAAUAUAAUAUAUAAUAUGAUAACGUUGUUAUAAUGUAACUUCAAAUAUACAAUAAAGAUAUUUUAUAUUAUUAGCUAUGCUAGA
Molecule: messenger RNA, 6483 nt
Organism: Athalia rosae (coleseed sawfly)
Lineage: Eukaryota; Metazoa; Arthropoda; Insecta; Hymenoptera; Athaliidae
Product: collagen alpha-1(IV) chain
Exons: 27
Coding region: 290-5857 (1855 amino acids)
Cellular component (GO): collagen trimer; basement membrane
Molecular function (GO): extracellular matrix structural constituent
Source: RefSeq, a predicted model, not a curated record